This is a messenger RNA of Salvia miltiorrhiza (redroot sage), 3234 nucleotides long. Its product is annotated as wall-associated receptor kinase 4-like. The record is from RefSeq and is a predicted model, not a curated record. The coding region runs from base 33 to 3143 and encodes 1036 amino acids. The transcript has 6 exons. Gene Ontology annotation, molecular function: polysaccharide binding; calcium ion binding; protein serine/threonine kinase activity. NCBI's taxonomy places the organism in Eukaryota, Viridiplantae, Streptophyta, Magnoliopsida, Lamiales, Lamiaceae. Gene Ontology annotation, biological process: cell surface receptor signaling pathway; protein phosphorylation. Gene Ontology annotation, cellular component: plasma membrane.
AACAUGCACGCAUUCAACUAAACCCAUUCAUUAUGCGGCCUCUGCAACUAAUCUCUAUCUUCCUACUUUUCUCACCACUAUUCUCCGCCGCUCAAUUUGCCAAGCCCGGAUGCCUGAAUACCUGCGGGAAUUUACCCAUUCCAUAUCCAUUCGGAGUCGGGUCAAAUUGCUCCCUCAACCCGUAUUUUAACAUCGACUGCAAUACUUCCACUGACCCUCCAAAAGCUUACCUCUCUUUCAUCAAUAAACAAGUGAUUGAAAUCAAUCAAACUUACAUUCGCCUCAUAAACCCCUACAUGAUUUCAGCUUGCUAUGAUUUGUCAGCAAAUGAUGGGCAUAGUUUGAGUUUGAACUUGUCGGGAACCCCCUAUACGUUGUCGUUUGGAAACGUGCUCACCGCCAUCGGCUGUGAUGAUAUGGUGUUGCGAUCCAACGGAAGUUCCGUCUCCGGCGGCUGCUCAGCGUUUUGUGCCAACAAGAAUGGUACAGGUGGCGUCGGGAAUUGCCCAUUUCAUGGUUGUUGCCAGGAAAGACUCGAUAAAGGCACGAGUGUGAUGGAAGCACAAUUAAUUGACUUGAGCGGGAAAUCACAACGUGAGAAGCUUUUCCCAUGCAGCUACGCCUUUAUGCAGGAGCUGGAUGAAACCACCAUAUUUUCGUAUCCGUUGUACUACCUCCAUAACUCAACGGCAUUGGUAAAUGAUAAUUGGGCAUCAGCAACAAGACGACCGGUGGUGCGGCUGGACUGGAUCGUUGGGACUGAGAACUGCAGCCGAGCUAGGAAUUCCGCAACUUACGCGUGCGGAGAUGACAAGAGUGUUUGUGUUGAUGAUGACUCCAAUAGAGGAUACAUGUGUAACUGCGUGCAAGGCUACGAGGGCAAUCCUUACCUACAGGGAGGAUGCCAAACAAUUUCAUUUUCCAGAAGUUCAAUUGCCAAAUCUGGAUGCUUAGAUCAAUGUGGGCAAGUGUCGAUUCCAUAUCCAUUUGGAGUGGGGCCAAAUUGUUGCUUGGAGCCAUCUUUUGAAAUUCUCUGCAACACCAGCACCAACCCCCCAAAAGCCUACCUCGCCAUUUUCAACACUGAAAUCGUUGAGCUGAAUUCAACAAAAGUUUUGGUCAACUAUCUCAACCUAGCUUCAACUUGCUACAACAAUGAAAAUGGAAUAACCAAGGCAGAGGAGCGAAGAUUGACACUUGACUUGAUGAGAAGUCAAUAUAGAUUAUCAGAAGAGAACUGGAUCACUGCCGUUGGCUGCGAUGAUACAGCUGUGGCGGUUAUUGGACAAACAAAUCUAGCUUCUAUUCGCACCGCCUGCGCAGCCAUUUGCUCCGACUCAUGGAUUUACGAAUACGAUAACGCACAGUGCGAUUAUGGAACAACAUCUUUGGGAGGUGAAGCUUGUUGUAGGGUACCAAUUCCAAGAGGCACGAAUUACCUUGAAGCAAAUUUAACCGACCUAAGUGGACGAUGGCCACGUACAAAUUUUUCUUGCAGCUACGCCUUCGUUGAAUACAUUGAAAAAAAUACUAUAUACACUUCUUCAUUUCCCUUGAUGAAUAACUCAACGGGGAUCAUACCUGAUGUUCUGUUCUCGAGAACAAAAUACCCGAGCACAGCAUUGGAUUGGAGGAUUGGUGCGUUGAAUUGCAAAGAAGCGCAAUUAAAUCCGACUGAUUAUAUGUGUCAGGCAAACACUGAUUGUGUUGAUUAUGAUGCUACGCUUGGAGGCUACCUCUGCAACUGCUCCAAAGGAUACCAAGGAAAUGCUUAUCUCCAUCCAGGCUGCCAAGACAUUGAUGAAUGUGCAAAUAAUCCAUGUGAUGCAUAUUCUUAUUGCAAAAAUAUUGCCGGCUCUUUUGAAUGUUUGUGUCUAAGAGGGUAUACCGGUGAUGGAAGAUUGAGCGGAAGUGGUUGCACGAGGUUGCAAUCUCCAAACAUGAUCAAAAUUGUCUUAAUAGGUUUGGGCUCUGCACUGGGACUUGUUCUACUUCUCUUACUAUUUGUUUGGUUGUGUAAGAUAUUAAGGAAGAGAAAGAAUAAAAAGCACAAAGAAGAUUUGUUCAAACACCUUCUCUUGCAACAACAAACAAGUGAAGGCACAUUUGGGAAAACCAAACUCUUCACUGCAAAAGAGUUGGAGAAAGCCACUGAUAAUUUCAACGAAAAUCGCAUUUGUGGACAAGGAGGGCAAGGUAUAGUCUACAAAGGUAUGUUAUCCGAUGGUACGAUCGUGGCCAUCAAGAAAGUAAAGCAAGUUGAUGAGAAGCAAGUGGAGCAGUUUAUCAAUGAGGUUGUGAUAUUAUCACAGAUCAAUCAUAAAAAUGUGGUUAAAUUGUUAGGUUGUUGUCUUGCGACCGAAGCUCCUCAGCUUGUGUAUGAGUUCUUACCAUGUGGAACGCUCUUCGAUCUCAUUCGGGAUCCUAAGAUUGAAUUUCCGCUUACAUGGAACAUGCGACUGAAAAUUGCUGCAGAUAUAGCCGGAGCAGUCGCCUACUUACACUCUGCUUCUGUUCCUAUCUAUCACAGAGACAUUAAAUCCACCAAUAUCCUCUUAGAUGAAAAGUAUGUUAUCAAAGUAUCAGAUUUUGGAAUUUCCAAAUUCGUUGAAGUUGACCAGACUCACUUAACCACACUAGUGAAAGGGACAUUUGAAUAUUUAGAUCCAGAGUAUUUCCAAACGAGUCAGUAUACAGAAAAGAGCGAUGUCUAUAGUUUUGGUGUAGUUCUUCUUGAACUUCUAACAGGACAACAACCAAUCUCUUGGGAAAGAUCAGAAGUGGAAAGAAAUCUAGCCACACAUUUUCUUGCAACCAUGGAAAAAAACAAUCUUGAUGCCAUUUUAGAUACCCAAGUUUUUGAGCAAGGUGCAAAAGAAGUUGUGACAGUAGUCGCAAAACUUGCAAGAAGAUGCUUGAAUGUUAAGGGGAGAAUGAGGCCAACCAUGAAAGAAGUGACAACAAAAUUGGAAAGUUUAAGGAUGUCUCAAAUGCCUUCAACUGUUAUUGAUGAGCCUGAAGAAGAAGAAGCGGUCUCUGAAGCCAAGAACAUGAUAUUUUCAGACGUUGAGUACACAUGGACAAUCAAUCAUCACAACAUGGCCACGUCAUCAUCAGAGGCACAUCCCUUAAUGUCUGAAUGAGUAUCACUUAUGUGUAUGAUUGUUGAUUUAGAUUAAUCUUUUUUUUUAUAGAAUAAAGAAAUUUAAAGGCCGCACCACGGUGGACUCAAAC